AUGGAAGUACCACACACAGACACUCAUGCGGUGGAGCAGAACUCGCAUGCAACCAUGGAAUCGCUAAUUUCGCGCAUGUCGCCUGAUGAGCAGCGUCGUGCGGUUGGCGCUGCCCGUUUUGGAUACGGUCCUCUUGCACAUAUCCGCAACACAAACGAGCCCAUGUUAACGGCUUUUGGUGGUGAGAUGCAACCAGGUCUGUACAAAGGUGUUAAAAAUCGCAAGUUCGCCAAUCCUGCACCGCUGGGUCUUUCAGCAUUUGCAUGCACCACAUUUCUUCUUUCCCUCAUCAACUGUGGCACGCUUGGCCUCAACAGUAACGCUGUUGUGAUCGGUCUUGCUUUCGCUUACGGCGGAUUUGUGCAGGUUCUCGCCGGAAUGUGGGAGAUGGCUGUUGGAAACACGUUUGGUGCUACAGCACUUACCUCGUAUGGCGGAUUUUGGAUGGCGUUUGCAAUUUUGCUCACCCCUGGCGGCUUUCAUGUUGAAGAUCAAAUGGUACAAUCCGACGGCACAAGUGGCUUUUUGAAUGGAAUUGGCUUGUUUUUGAUGGCUUGGUUUAUUUUCACAUUCAUCCUGUGCUUGUGUAGCAUCAAGUCUACUGUGAUGUUUUUCCUCUUGUUCUUUACGCUGGAUUUAUGCUUCUUACUUCUUGGUAUCGCGCAUAUUAUGAACGAUGGCACCAAACCAAAUACACCUAUUUUACGAGCGGGCGGCGCAUUUGGUUUGGCAACAUCAUUCUUGGCAUGGUACAAUGCCUUUGCUGGUCUUGCCGACAACAGCAAUUCGUUCAUUAUCGCGCGUGCCAUUUACUUCCCGUGGACUGAUGUGGGCGUUAUGGACUCAAAUCUAUCGGAGAAGGACGACAGUCCAGCGUAG
Malassezia vespertilionis is the source of this 879-nucleotide messenger RNA. Its product is annotated as Meiotically up-regulated protein 86 protein. Gene Ontology annotation, molecular function: acetate transmembrane transporter activity. Gene Ontology annotation, cellular component: plasma membrane. The record is from RefSeq and is a predicted model, not a curated record. The coding region runs from base 1 to 879 and encodes 292 amino acids. NCBI's taxonomy places the organism in Eukaryota, Fungi, Basidiomycota, Malasseziomycetes, Malasseziales, Malasseziaceae. The transcript has a single exon.